ACGUCACAAGGCUGGUUCAAGGCGGACGUGUAGGUAUGAAAAUAGAGGAACAGCCACCGGCGCCAUGCGUCUCUGCUGCGCUCUUGGGGUAAAAUCUGCAAAAAUUCGCUUGAUUUUUCUGCGGUUGAAUUGAUAAGGAUUAAAAAGAGAGACUUGGACGAAACGACGCGAUGUAGGUGGAGCAUUUUGUGUCGGUUUCGGUUUGUAACUUGGACACGAAAUCGAUCCAGAAGUACAAAAACAGCUGGUGUGGAGUCAUGGAAGGACACAGGAGAGAAGGAGAAGGAGCAGAUCCAGACCAAGAUCGGCAAUAUUGUGAGCUUUGUGGUAAGAUGGAGAACCUUAUGAAGUGUGGUCGGUGUCGCAGUUCUUUCUAUUGCAGUAAAGAUCACCAGAAACAGGACUGGAAGAAGCACAAGCAGGUUUGUAAGAAGGCCGAGGUCUGUGCGCACCUCCAGCAGCAGCACGCAGACUCGGGAGAACUUUCCCGAGCUAACGUGGAGAUCGAGAAGGACUCCGAACCGCAGGAGAAAGAGCAAAAGAGCAAAACACUGAGCUGCACGGUCUCAGAAAAGUCCAACGGGUCUUCCAAAGCGCACACGGACACCGGGAAAAGUGCACCUGAGAUCCAAGGAGAUCCUGAACCACCUGGUGAAGAUCUGUCCAACGGGCAAAUAAUGUCUCCUCAGCAAAAACUAGCAACAGAAUAUAUAGGCCCGUGUAUGAAUAAACACGGUAUUUGUGUCGUGAACAACUUUCUUGGUGAUGAACUCGGACUCGGCGUCUUAGAAGAGGUUCGUCGUCUCUAUACUUCAGGAGAAUUUACAGACGGACAGUUAGUCAGUCAAAGAAGUGACUCGACGAAGGACAUAAGAGGUGAUAAGAUCACUUGGAUCGAAGGAAAGGAGCCUGGAUGUGAGAAGAUAGCAGUUCUCAUGAGUCGCAUGGACGAUGUUGUCCGGCACUGUAAUGGGAAACUGGGAAACUACAGGAUUAAUGGACGGACAAAAGCAAUGGUAGCUUGUUACCCUGGCAACGGCACUGGAUACGUCCGGCACGUGGACAACCCUAACGGAGACGGGAGAUGUGUGACGUGCAUCUAUUACUUAAACAAAGACUGGAAUGCCAAGGAACACGGCGGCAUCUUACGGAUCUUUCCGGAUGGCAAAGCCCAGUUUGCUGACAUUGAGCCCUUAUUUGACAGACUGCUGUUUUUCUGGUCUGAUCGACGGAACCCGCACGAGGUCCAGCCUGCGUACACCACUCGGUACGCCAUCACCGUGUGGUAUUUCGACGCCGAUGAGCGAGCUCGAGCUAAAGAGAAAUACCUGACUGGUGCCGUAGAAAAGGUGGGGAAAGUGGAGCUGAACCGGUCGACCGAGCCGUGCUCGCUGAACAACAGUUGAACAAACCUGCCGAACGGACAAGACGACACGGAACAGGUGAUGACCUUCGGAAUGUGUUUUUAACCUGCUGCUUGAAGACAUAAACCAACAGAGAAGAAUGACAGAAACGACUGCACUGAGAUCGGACGGGAUGCGGCCAUGCGAUAACGCCGCACCGCAUGAGUAUGUAGUGUCUGUGCUGCGGUCCGGCAAUUUGUUUGUAAAUGGAAUCGGUUCUCCGACGUCGUCGGCUCUGAUCUUGCGACGGCUGCAGACCUGCGAAAGCUUCUCUACGUGAAAGCACAUGUUCUAAUCGAAAAAAACAGACUGUUCAGUCUUCUCUUCAUGAUCUGAUGCCUCUUGUGGAGUUUCACCUCUCUGAAUUUAAACUCUAGUCGAUCGAUAAUUGCGGCAUCGGCUUGCAGUGAGAUCGUCAGCGAAAUACACGCCGAGGUAUCACUAACGAACACGCGUGAGAUUGGGCAGAGUGGCGAAUCAGAUCAGACAUGUCCUUGUCCUUUUAACUUAGACCAGAUUUUAUUUCCACACGUUUUUCAUUCAUUCAUUUGUACACAGCAAAGAAAGAAAAGAAACCACGGAUAAACAACUAAAGAUGUCUAACUGAAUUGAGAGAAGAAAAAAACCACUCGUUUUUGCCCGAACUUGUCCGUAACUGACAACUUAACUGACACGUUGUUGUUGUUUUUUUUGUUGUUUUUUUUGUUGUUUUUUUAAUCGACAUUUAACAUUCAGAAAUUCAGCCAAUACUACAAAAAAAAUCAGAAUUUCAUAUGUUAAUAUAAUCACCUUUUUUUAAUACUAAUACAUUUAAUUGGUGAUUUUUUUUUUUUCUGUGCUCUAGAUAUGGGUGCGGUUUAAGAGAAAUAAUGCGGCUUCAUGUGUGAAUGCAUGGGAGGUGAUGAUCUGAACCUUUGCUGUCUUUUUUUUUUUUUAAAUUGUACAAUUUUUAGGUUUAUUACUGAAUUUUUGAUUUAUCUUUUUCAGGAGCAUGACAAGGAAGAAUUUUUUUUAAAGGGAGAAAUAGUUUGCGCUGCGGCGGUCUAUUAAAAAUCAAACCAAAAGGAAUGACACAAUGAGCGAACACCUCUGUGGAAUUCGAGGACUUUCACUUUGUUUUAAAGGUUCUGAAAAUGUUCUGGUCACAAGAAUAACGUGGUGUUGUCCGGAAACGAGUAUUCUAUCGUUUGUGUGAAGGAUGUGGCAGGAUGUGGUGGAUGAGACUGAUUGUAAUGAACAGGAGAUUAAUGAGGACAUUGAUCUCUCCUCCUGAGUGAGAACGCUGGCAGCUAAAACCUUCUGAGGGACAGGAAGGAAGUAGUCAUCUCCAUGUUUGCUGUUUACUGUUGUAGCGCCGCUGUUGGUACAUGUCUGGAAAAGGAUUUUGCUGCCUUACAGCUCCAGGGUCCAGAGGUUUGAUCCUGAGCUCAGGUUACAUCAGUUUCCUCAAAAAAACCUGCAAGUAAAGUGGAAUGGCUAAAAAAUAAUUUCCCCUCAAUGUGAAUCAAAGUUUAUGCAUGCGAGAGCGAGCGAGAGAGCGUGCGUGCGUGCUUGCGAGACCGAGCGUGCGUGCGUGCAUGCGAGAGCGUGCGUGCGAGAGCGUGCGUGCGUGCAUGCGAGAGCGUGCGUGCGUGCAUGCGAGAGCGAGCGAGUUUAAGUGCGAGUGUGAGACAGCGUUUGUGUUUGAAUUGUGUUUGAUUGAGAGAGUGUGCGUGCGAGCGAGAGCGUGCGUGCGUGCAUGCGAGAGCGUGCGUGCGAGAGCGUGCGUGCGUGCAUGCGAGAGCGAGAGCGUGCGUGCGUGCAUGCGAGAGCGUGCGUGCGUGCAUGCGAGAGCGUGCGUGCGUGCAUGCGAGAGCGUGCGUGCGUGCAUGCGAGAGCGUGCGAGUUUAAGUGCGAGUGUGAGACAGCGUUUGUGUUUGAAUUGUGUUUGAUUGAGAUGGAUUAAAAUAUAACAGUGACUGCUCCAAGUAUAUAAAUGUAUAGAGUCCACUUUAAUAGGAACACCAGCCGAUCAGGUGGCAGCGGCGCAAGGUGUACAGAGAUAUGAAGCAACAGUCUGAUCUCUCUGACUUUAACCUGACUUUCGCACACAACACGUUUGUACAGAAUGGUGCAAAAAACAAACAACAUUGUGUGAGCGACAGAUCUGUGGGUGGAAAUGGCUCGUGGUUACUCACUAAAAGCAUCCAGCCUGCACAGAUAACUGCAUGAACGUGCGGGUGCUCGUGGUAAAGAGGACAGUGAGUGUAUCUUAAUAACGAAUGGCCCUUGUCAUGCCCUCAUACAGUACCGUAUUGUACACGCAGGUGAACGUCUCUUUUUAUCGUAUUAAUUGUAGGUGAGUCAAAUGAAACCCUUUUCGAAAUUGUUUAUUGCACAGAAACAUCACAAACUCCGUUUCAUUUUCCCCUCCUCUGCCUUCUGUGAGCCUUCGGUCUCUUUCUCUAAACUGUCGCACUUUUAAGGCUUUCAUUCGACUCAUCCGUGGAUUUUAAAUCCGAUGUACAAAAGUAUUCGUUUUACCGUCUGCAUAUUCAACAAAAUUAUAUUUUAAUAUCAUUUUUUUGAGAUUUAUUUUUUUUUGGCCAAAAUGUUUGUGAUUACUUAAAUACCAUUUAGUCGAUGGAAAAUAUUAUUAUUAUUUUUUUCUUUGCUGCUGUAAAUUUGUAAGGCAGUAUUCGACAGAUUCUACAGUGUUCACUGGUUAUUUACGCUGAUGAAAAAUAAACUAAUAGUAAAAGA
Tachysurus fulvidraco (yellow catfish) is the source of this 4145-nucleotide messenger RNA. Its product is annotated as egl nine homolog 1. Gene Ontology annotation, molecular function: peptidyl-proline 4-dioxygenase activity; ferrous iron binding; L-ascorbic acid binding. Gene Ontology annotation, cellular component: cytoplasm; nucleus. The record is from RefSeq and is a predicted model, not a curated record. Gene Ontology annotation, biological process: peptidyl-proline hydroxylation to 4-hydroxy-L-proline; cellular response to hypoxia. Lineage: Eukaryota; Metazoa; Chordata; Actinopteri; Siluriformes; Bagridae. Bases 258 to 1406 code for a protein of 382 amino acids. The transcript is spliced from 5 exons.